AUGUGGCGCUCACUCGGCCUGAAUCCUGGCGGCGCACCCCGGAAUCCCCCUGCAAACCAGAAAAAAAGGCACGCGCGAGCAACAAAAGGAGAAAGGUCCUCUCGCCGUUACACUCAACUGUAUCCCUCUCGCAGUCUCGCUCCUCCUCCUCGCCCCAUCGCCGAGACGCCCCACGCUCCCACAGAUUCGCCACCACCACCACCUCUCCUCCUCCUCCGUGACCUGGAGAUCCUCUCUGUAGUUCCGGGUGUUUGCAAACCCUGGAGCCGGGUGGUUUCAGGGGCCGACUGCUGGCAGGACAUCGACAUUCAGGAGUGGAGCCAGCAGAAAGAGCCUGACAAGAUCAUCAGGAUGGUUCAUAUGCUCCUCUCUCGCAGCGCUGGCUCGUGCCACCGCCUUAGUGUGUCCAGGCUUCCCAACGACUCAUUGUUCGCCUUCAUCGCGGACCAGAGCUGGAUCACUGAGGCGGUUAGGGAUGAGGGGGGUGAGGGCGACGGCGAGGAGGGGCGAGAACAAAGAAGGUGGCGGCCACGUGCGCAAUCUCUCAAGACUUUGGAGAUUCCAAGGAGCGAAAUUAGCGACUCUAUAGUGGAAGCUGCUGCACAAAGACUGACUAAAGUUACAUUCCUGGAUGUAAGCAGCUGCACUAAGAUUGGCGCUCGUGCUCUGGAGGCAUUCGGUAAGAAUUGCAAAUCCCUCAUCAGACUUCGCCGAGUCAUGCACCCAAUGGAUGUCGCAGGGAAGGGGUGCCAUAAUGACGAGGCCCGUGCUAUUGCCUACAACAUGCCAAAGCUCUGCCACCUCGAGAUAGGGUACAUGCUUAUCGAGACAACGGCUGUCCUCGAGAUCACCUCCCGGUGCGAAGACCUCAAAUUCUUAGAUCUGCGUGGCUGUUGGGAUGUUGGUGAUAAGAUUUUGCAAGAGAAGUAUCCUGGGCUGAAAAUCCUCGGCCCCCACGUGGACGACUUCUAUGAGAACAACUUCUGGGAUGAGUGCUCGGAUGAUGACUCCAUCGACUCAUGGGAAGAGUUCGUGGACAAUGAGUACUUCGCCCUCGGGGGUGAUGACGAGGCCAUAUGGGACGACGAUCACGCUCUUGAGUGA
This is a messenger RNA of Triticum turgidum subsp. durum (durum wheat), 1104 nucleotides long. The record is from the annotation of a GenBank genome assembly. NCBI's taxonomy places the organism in Eukaryota, Viridiplantae, Streptophyta, Magnoliopsida, Poales, Poaceae.